AUGGCCCCGCCCAGGUUUGCACCGCCACAAGCCGCUGCGGCAGUCUCUUCUCUCCUUACAGAACGGGACCUGCCGAAGGUGCGCGAUGACGUCCCGGAGCUCCACCUGGUUACAAAAAGUGAGACGGUCCGACAGCCGAUACCAGGAACAGUGUACGAGACGGUCCGACAGCCGGUACCAGGAACAGCGUACGAGACGGUCCGACAGCCGGUACCAGGAAUAGCGUACGAGACGGUCCGACAGCCGUUACCAGGAACAGUGUACGAGACGGUCCGACAGCCGGGACCAGGAACAGUGUACGAGACGGUCCGACAGCCGUUACCAGGAAUAGCGUACGAGACGGUCCGACAGCCGAUACCAGGAAUAGCGUACGAGACGGUCCGACAGCCGAUACCAGGAAUAGCGUACGAGACGGUCCGACAGCCGGUACCAGGAAUAGCGUACGAGACGGUCCGACAGCCGGGACCAGGAACAGUGUACGAGACGGUCCGACAGCCGGUCCCAGGAAUAGUGUACCAGACGGUCCGACAGCCGGUCCCAGGAAUAGUGUACGAGACGGUCCGACAGCCGGUCCCAGGAAUAGUGUACCAGCCGGUCCGACAGCCGGUCCCAGGAAUAGUGUACCAGCCGGUCCUACAGCCGGUACCAGGAAUAGUGUACCAGACGGUCCGACAACCGGUACCAGGAAUAGUGUACGAGAUGGUCCGACAGCCGGUACCAGGAACAGUGUACGAGACGGUCCGACAGCCGGUACCAGGAACAGCGUACGAGACGGUCCGACAGCCGGGACCAGGAACAGCGUACGAGACGGUCCGACAGCCGGGACCAGGAACAGUGUACGAGACGGUCCGACAGCCGGUACCAGGAAUAGUGUACGAGACGGUCCGACAGCCGGUACCAGGAACAGCGUACGAGACGGUCCGACAGCCGGUACCAGGAAUAGUGUACAGCCGGGACCAGGAACAGUGGCGGUAG
Messenger RNA from Bufo bufo (common toad), 975 nucleotides. Its product is annotated as KH domain-containing protein 3-like. NCBI's taxonomy places the organism in Eukaryota, Metazoa, Chordata, Amphibia, Anura, Bufonidae. The record is from RefSeq and is a predicted model, not a curated record. Bases 1 to 975 code for a protein of 324 amino acids. The transcript is spliced from 3 exons.